This is a messenger RNA of Mus caroli (Ryukyu mouse), 2344 nucleotides long. RefSeq names its product RAD51 paralog D (gene Rad51d). Gene Ontology annotation, biological process: telomere maintenance; DNA strand invasion; double-strand break repair via homologous recombination. Gene Ontology annotation, molecular function: ATP binding; single-stranded DNA binding; four-way junction DNA binding. The record is from RefSeq and is a predicted model, not a curated record. Lineage: Eukaryota; Metazoa; Chordata; Mammalia; Rodentia; Muridae. Gene Ontology annotation, cellular component: Rad51B-Rad51C-Rad51D-XRCC2 complex; microtubule organizing center; replication fork.
GGGGCGGGCCCAGGGCGCCUGGAGUCUUGCGAGUUGGGAAGGGUUAGUGCCCCUCACCCCGACUUGAAUCCUCUUCCCGCCCCUUCGUCCCGCGCUGGCACACCAGGACCUUUUCCCUAAGUAGAACUGAGGAAUGCCCAGAGUGGGGGACCCGGCGAGCGCCCACGUGACAGAGAGCCCCCAGGACGUCCUGGGUUUGCAGGGACUAUGGGCAUGCUCAGGGCAGGGCUGUGCCCGGGCCUCACCGAGGAGACCGUCCAGCUUCUCAGAGGCCGAAAGAUAAAAACAGUGGCAGACCUGGCAGCUGCUGACUUGGAGGAAGUAGCCCAGAAGUGUGGCCUGUCCUACAAGGCCCUGGUUGCCCUGAGGAGGGUGUUGCUGGCGCAGUUCUCGGCUUUCCCCUUAAAUGGCGCAGAUCUCUACGAGGAACUGAAGACUUCCACGGCCAUCCUGUCCACCGGCAUCGGAAGCCUGGACAAACUACUUGAUGCUGGCCUCUAUACUGGGGAGGUGACUGAAAUUGUGGGUGGCCCAGGUAGCGGCAAAACCCAGGUGUGUCUCUGUGUGGCUGCAAAUGUGGCCCAUAACCUGCAGCAGAAUGUACUAUAUGUGGAUUCCAAUGGAGGGAUGACAGCGUCCCGCCUCCUCCAGCUACUACAGGCUAGAACCCAAGAUGAAGAGAAACAGGCAAGUGCUCUCCAGAGGAUACAGGUGGUGCGUUCAUUUGACAUCUUCCAGAUGCUAGAUAUGCUACAGGACCUUCGUGGCGCCAUAGCCCAGCAGGAAGCAACUUCUUCAGGCACCGUGAAGGUUGUGAUUGUGGACUCGGUCACUGCAGUGGUCGCCCCACUUCUGGGAGGUCAGCAGAGGGAAGGCCUGGCCUUGAUGAUGCAGCUGGCCCGAGAGCUCAAGAUCCUGGCCCGGGACCUGGGUGUGGCCGUGGUGGUGACCAACCACUUGACUCGAGAUUGGGAUGGUAGAAGAUUCAAACCUGCCCUUGGACGCUCCUGGAGCUUUGUGCCCAGUACCCGGAUUCUCCUGGAUGUCACUGAGGGGGCUGGAACACUAGGUAGCAGCCAACGCACAGUAUGUCUGACCAAGUCUCCCCGCCAGCCAACGGGUCUGCAGGAGAUGAUAGACAUUGGGACAUUGGGGACUGAGGAGCAGAGCCCAGAAUUACCUGGCAAGCAGACAUGACACUGUUGAUUGGGAAAGGGACAGCCUCAAGGCCCUCACAGCUUUCCUUCCCGGGCAGCUACUGUCCCCUGCCACAUGGGACCUAGCAGUGCAGAGAUCUCAGGCUCAUCAGAAGACAAGCCUCAGUCCCCUCAGCUUCAUUGUGUGACAUCUUGUGGAGCCCCUGGCCAGAGGAUGCUGCAGUGGGAGAGACCUAGAAGUCCAUCAGGGUCUCAAGUUUUCUUCCUUUGUGUCUACCGAAUGUUUCCAGUGUGGGUUGAGGUCAACCUAGCUUGAGGCCUCACUGAAGAAACACAGUAGUACCUGCAUAAAUAGUGUCCUGGUCCUGUGUGUUACCAUUGGCUCCAAACCCCUCCCUCACACAGUAAUUGGGCCUUUGCUCACCCAUCCUCCCCCACCCCCAUUUAUUUUGGUCUGUUUUCCCAUCUGCAAGAUGGCACUUUCUCAGUCUGCAAGUUAUUCAGUAGAAACAACCUCAGAAAUGUCAACCUCUUUAUGCAUAUCCUACUUUUUUAAUGUCCUACUCUUAAAUAUAUAUAACCAAGGAGGCCCUCUGAGCUCUAGAGCCACCUGAUUUCCCCUAAGAAGGUGGGGUUUUUUUAGUUUGUGCAGUGGGACUCCCAGAGAAUGAGAGUGCCUCCUUCCCUGCUUGCUGACUGGGUUUCACACACCUGCAUACCUCACCCUGAUAGGUGAGAACACAGCUCGCUGCUGUCCCAGGGAUAUAAUUUACCAGGGAGGAAGGCUAUGACCUGCUCUCAGUGAACCAGACACUUGUUUCAUAUGCAUGGUGACCUGUGGGGUGCUUCCUCAGUCUAGAGUAACCAGAGGUGCUGAACCAUAGCCUAACCCAUAAACAGACACAGGAGAAUUUGCACAGUAAAUAGAGCCAGCUGGGAAAAUUGAUGCCAGCGUAAAUAAUACAUGGCAAAUCUAGUCUUUUAUACAGAAAUUCAUUGCUGGUGGCUCUAAGAUGCAGUAUAAUUACACCUCUCGUCCUGCCAGCUGUACCACAGCCUCGUGUCUUAGUGAAUAAAAUAACCCCCUGUCUGUUACCAACACUGUGGCCAUCCAUCUGAGAGUCAUAACUCUGGCUGAAAGGGGAGGAUGGUACUAGGAACAGCAAAUAAAAGGCAGAAAGAAAUGA